Messenger RNA from Lindgomyces ingoldianus, 1450 nucleotides. RefSeq lists its product as uncharacterized. The transcript has a single exon. NCBI's taxonomy places the organism in Eukaryota, Fungi, Ascomycota, Dothideomycetes, Pleosporales, Lindgomycetaceae. The record is from RefSeq and is a predicted model, not a curated record. The coding region runs from base 96 to 1253 and encodes 385 amino acids.
CCACCUCUCUCAGCUCUCCUCGCUCGCUCACUCACCUUGCUGUUUUGUCCCUCUCGUUCGUUGGCAUAGUCACUCGCUACACACUAGCACACAUCAUGCGUUCCGCCGCGGAAUUGCUUUUCUUUGCCCUUGGCCUUUUUGAAUAUACAUCAGCGUCGUCGUCGUCGUCGCCCUCCUUCAGCAACGCAGUGACAUGGAUCCAAUACGGGCAAAGCGCUGUCGUGAAGCUCGAUACACCGGGUUAUCCGCUCUGGCUGAUGGACAAAGCAAAUGCACCCAUCUUGCACGAACAGGCCGGGGAUUCCUACUGGCCGCAAGACAAGCCGAGCGCGGUUCUUCUCAACUUAACAAUGUCUCUUGAUAACAAGACAUUAUUGCUAAACCACAACCCCAUUCUCCCGCUCUCAGACCCAAAUGUCCCACCCCUGAUUGAAGCAUACCAAGUCCCGGCCGACAUGACCACCACGCAGAUCAGAGGAUUGGUGUCGAACGGACUGUUGAAUAGACAGUGGGAGGGUUUGACGCUUGGAUGGCGAUAUCUCGCACUCGACUACGACCGGCUUGUUUGGGCGGAUCCUGAGACGGGGCCAUACCAGAACCACGUCCCAAUUCUACGCUUCCGGAUCAUGGGUAUCGGCGCACAUAGUCGGAAUGAUGUGCUGGACGUGGAGAAGCAGCAGGUUGUACAUGUCACGCUCCAGGACUGGAAACAUGGCUCUUCGGAUGCGAAGGAUCGGUCGUAUGGGAUUACCAAGAUUGAGUUGGUGGAUGUGGAGGAGUCGUACGCGUAUGUGCCGGCGAUGGAACCGGAGCAGGAGGAGUGUUCGCUGAGGUCUUGGAGAUGUGCGGAUAAGGGGUUGUAUCAGGAGGGUCCGCCUUGGUAUCGGUUCAUUUGGAGGGAAAGGUUUGAUUGGUAUGGGAGGGUUGGGUCGCUGAGGCAUGCGGUGGUUAGAAAAGUGGAUGUCAUGAGGAAGUUUGUGGCGGAUGCGGGACCCGCGAUGGUUUUUGCGUUUGUCAUUUUGUUUGGGGCGGCAAUACUGGUUAUGAGCAUGGUUGGGACUAUUGGGAGUUUGUGUAAUAGGAGGGAGAAGACGAUCAGGGAACUGGCAGAGGACGAUCGGUUUUUGGGGGAAGAAGCGGACGAGGAGAGGUAUUUAGACGACGAGGAGGAGAAGGAAGUAGUUCCAUCCCCGCUCCCACCAAGGUCUGGUCAGGACAAGGAGGAGGCUGUACUGAUUGACUUAGGCUGCUGAAGCGUCCUGAAACUAACUGGAGCUUGGCAUCUUUGCAAGGGCUCCGUCAAGGUGAUGAAGAUACCGUGGGAGCGGGGGGCGAGAUGUUGCAGCACCGUUGAGAUGAACUUUAAUGUAAUCAUAGCCCCUCUAGAGGGUAAUGUUUUCACAUGCCGUAAGCUUGUCACGUCAGGGCGAUGAAUGAGAAACUAUGUUCU